Zea mays is the source of this 2045-nucleotide messenger RNA. RefSeq lists its product as uncharacterized. The transcript has 3 exons. The record is from RefSeq and is a predicted model, not a curated record. Lineage: Eukaryota; Viridiplantae; Streptophyta; Magnoliopsida; Poales; Poaceae. The coding region runs from base 327 to 1847 and encodes 506 amino acids.
AGAAAUUGGGGUUUUCUCCAUGUCCUGGCCAUCUUCGUCUACAUCAAGCCAAAAUGCCGACACGGCAUAACCAUGGAAGAAACCAAAAUCCAAAGCGAAAGCGAAAGCAAAAGACACGGAAAGGGAAAGGCGGAGGCAGGCGAGAAUAAAGGCGGGAAUUGAGCUUGAAGCAGCUGCGCCGACCACCAGCUUACUUACGUACACAAAGCUUCUCGCCUUCGAUUCCUUCCCACAAGUAGCAAGAGCUCGCAUUCUUCUCUUCCAGUUCCAACAGCUCUCCACUUGUCACCGAGGCCUCGCGGCGGCGGCCGCCGGCAACGUACUUUAUGGCCUCUUCGUCGUCUUCGAACCCCGCGUCGCCACAGCCGCCGCCUAUGCUGCCGCCGCCGCCGCCGGAGCCGGCGUCCGCACCCACGCCUCAGCCGCUGCUGCCGGAGGCUAGGCCCAGGCCGAGCCCCACCGUAGCCGAUAGCUUCCGCGGCCUGCUCAGGUCCGGACAUGCGCUCGUCCGCGCCGUCUUCGGGGCUAACUCUGCCCACUCUCGCCUUCCCGUGAAACACCAGCAGCAUCACCUUCACCGCCACCAGCCGCAGCACCGCCCCGGUGAAAUCAUGAAGCGCAUACAAAGAGAAACGCUGUCCGACGUCAGGAAACUCAAGGAGAAACAUGACGAGAUCGAGCACAUCCUCUCGCUGUACAAAACCGGCAAGGGGUUGGAGCUCCUAGACCUCCCUAUCCAGGUGAAAAUAGCGCUGGAUGCGACCGGGGCACUGUUCCUUGUCGGCGACGACGACAACGGCAACGAGUUCGAACGGGCAAGAGCAGACCUCGACAAGGCGGGCAGAAGGACGGGUCUCCGCUCGAGGUUCGUCUUCGAGUCGAAGACCAGGGGCAAAGCGGACACCAUUGCCGCAGAGCUCUCGACGCAGCUCGGAGCGUCAGCUGGCCAUCAUAUUGGGAGACCCGUCGAGCUGACCAGGCUGCAGUACAGCGCCCGUGUCAACAGGUGGCUGUCCCUGACCUUGGUCCCGUUUGGAGCCCGGUGCACCAACUUCUUGCAUAGCUCAAGCAUGAUCCAGAAUCUACGGGCUCAAGCCUCUCUCGACGGCCCACCGUCAACCUUCGAGCACCAUGACUGCGGCGCUGGCUUGAGGAUCCAAGGAUCCAAGCUCACCGCCUCCUUGGCUGGGCUGAUCCUGGGUUCAGGAGGACUAGACAGUGGGGGCGGCGGAGGAGGAACAACUAACCGCGUGACGACGUUCGGGCAAGUGACCUGCAGACCAGCCAACGAUGUGAAGCUCAGCUUGUCGGGACUUUGGCAGGUCCACUCACCGUCGUCGUCGUCGUCCCGGCUCAACCAUGUUGGAAUCCUCGCCAUCCCACGGGGCAGCCUGAGACCAGAACACCCCGCCGCCGGAGGCGGCACAGAAGGACACACCGAGCUGAGCGUGAAGUUCGACAGUCGGGCCGGCGGCGCCAUGGCGGUGAUGGUGGACUGCGAGCUGUACGAGACUCUCAAGACAGAAGGCUGGGUUCAGAUGGACAGGUCCAGGUCCAGCCACGGACCGCUGCGCUGGGGCUUCUCCCUGUCCGACGUCCCCGACAACGAGCUCGGGUGGGGCGUCAAGGUUAGCGGCGGCACGGCCGGAGAGACGACGACGACGACGACGAGGGGGAGGGGGAGGAGUCAGCUGCAGCAGCAGCAGCACCAGCACCUGGAGCUGGAAGGGUUCCUCAACUUCAACCUGGGUAAGGGCGCGAGGCUGCAGCCGGCGCUCGUGUACGCCACCAGGACGAAGAGCACGGCCACGCCGGCGCUGUUCCUGCGCUCGUCGUGGGUCAUGUGAUUUCGUCGUCCAGCUCGCAGGCGCAUGCCAGCGUUACGGUUGGUCUCUCUGCUGGUUUGUGAGAGAUAUCUUCUUCUACCUCGUCCUGCUUGGUUUGCUUGGUCACCUGUUUUGCCGCUGGCAUUGCUGCAGCUAAUAACAGUUUUGAAUGACAUAUCCUUACUCGUUGUACAUGCCAAAGAGAUCGUGAUUUUUUUU